This is a messenger RNA of Ziziphus jujuba (common jujube), 1600 nucleotides long. RefSeq lists its product as uncharacterized. The transcript is spliced from 6 exons. The coding region runs from base 134 to 1306 and encodes 390 amino acids. NCBI's taxonomy places the organism in Eukaryota, Viridiplantae, Streptophyta, Magnoliopsida, Rosales, Rhamnaceae. The record is from RefSeq and is a predicted model, not a curated record.
AGAGGGGCUACGGAGGACAGAGACAGAAACCGUAGCGACACAGAGAGCGAGAGAGAGAGAGAGAGAGAGAGAGAAGGUUGGUGGUGGUGGAGGAGGAGGUUUGUUGGUGGUUUUUGUUUAAGAAUUUAUUGAAAUGGCAACCAUUCCCUCCUCCUUCCUCUCCUCCUCUUCUCUUCCUCUCACCCGCUCCCUUCAUCGUCAUCUUCGUCGACCUUCGCUAUACUUCCCUCUUCCCUCCUUCACUAACCCUUCAAGGAUUCAAACCCUCGUUCGCUCUUCCUCUGCUCCUUCUUUCGACGAUCUCAGCUCCAGGAAUCGCUCCCGUUUCGAUUCCUCUAAGAAAUCAAUUCUCUCAAAUUUGAUACAUGAGAUAGAGCCUUUGGAUGUGAGCCUUAUCCAGAAAGACGUCCCCCCUGCUACUGUAGAUGCCAUGAAAAGGACCAUUUCAGGCAUGUUGGGCCUGUUGCCGUCUGACCAAUUUCAAGUUCUUAUCGAGGCCUUAUGGGAGCCACUCUCCAAGUUGUUAGUUUCUUCAAUGAUGACAGGGUAUACUUUACGGAAUGCUGAAUAUCGGCUUUGCCUUGAAAGAAACCUUGAUAUAUAUGAAGAAAAUCUUGACAAAGAAAAGUUUGAUGUUCCUAGACAUGAUAUACAAGGGAUGUUGCUUGAAGCUGCAAAUAUAAUCAAAUUAUCCGCAAAAGAUGAGUUAUCAUCCAAUUGUGAAAAAACCAUUGAGGAUCCACCUGAGAUUGUUGAUAUUCAAGGCUUUGGUGAUACAUCUCCUGAAGCCCAGCAAUAUAUUCGUCAUUUGCAAUCACAGUUAUCUUCUGUUAAAAAGGAACUCCAUGAAGUCAAGAGGCGAAGUGCUGCCCUACAAAUGCAACAGUUUGUUGGCGAAGAAAAAAAUGAUUUACUGGACUAUUUGAGAUCACUGCUACCAGAAAAGGUAGCUGAGCUGUCGGAAACAUCUCCUGAAUUGAAAGAAACAAUUCACUCAGUUGUCCAUGGUCUUCUUGCAACACUUUCUCCUAAAAUGCAUUCGAAGGUGCCUCCGCUCUCAGAGAAUACCUCAACUGGAGCAGCAAGUAUGGGGAAUGGAGAUUUUGCAGAAGUUGUCGAAGACACUUCACUUCAAUUUCAGCCCCUUAUUUCGUUGACUCGAGACUAUUUGGCACGUCUACUCUUCUGGUGCAUGCUGUUGGGGCACUAUCUUAAGGGCCUCGAGUAUCGAAUGGAGCUAAUGGAACUUCUUACCCUUACAAGAGAUGAUGGUGAUGAUGAACCUGUUGGCAAACAAGUUGCUUGAAAGUUUCAGAGUUGUUUCCAUCUGUAUAUAGAUGUGCUCAUCGGUUUAUGUGAAAUUUGAUGUUCAAGAGGUUAGGAGUCAGAUAUGUGUAGUCUUUCUUACACUUUUGCGGGUGGGAUUUGUAAUGUCCAGAAAACGUACAUCUAUCUUUGGUUUUUUCUUGUAAGCAUACAUCAUUAUUACCGUCUUUCCUCAUAAAAGAAAGAAUAUUUAUUUCUCAACAAAUGGAUGUUUGGAUAUGAAUAUAAUACAAAAAUAACUAUUCACAAAAACGGAAGGGAAAAAUUGGUGAUA